Messenger RNA from Saprolegnia diclina VS20, 800 nucleotides. RefSeq lists its product as hypothetical. The coding region runs from base 77 to 751 and encodes 224 amino acids. The record is from RefSeq and is a predicted model, not a curated record. The transcript has 3 exons. NCBI's taxonomy places the organism in Eukaryota, Oomycota, Saprolegniomycetes, Saprolegniales, Saprolegniaceae.
UUUUGCCCGAAUCUUCAACGUUCGCCAGCGGGAGGCAGAGCAAGAUGCAUUUCCAGAUUUCCCAAGCACCAGCAACAUGGACGUCGCCGAGCAACUCGCGCAGGAACGUGUCAAGAACAUGCGCCUCCAGGAAGAGGUCGACCGCCUCCGCAAAGCCGUCGUCAACGUCACGCUUCUUGCCGAGAAGGAGGAGGAGUGGAUGAUCAACCAGUUUCUCCGCCGAGUCCAACCCCAAGCCGUCCACGACACCAAGCAAGCCAAAGAGCUUGAGGCUGAGAUGCAGCGGCUGCGCCAUGAAAAGGUCGUACUCGGCCAGCGCUACGAGCAGGAGCAAGAGUCCAUCGUCAACCGUCUUAGCCGCCAGCUCCAAGCCAAGGAAGCGACCAUCAACGCACUUCUUAGCGACGACUCCAACCGCUGGCAAGACCGCCCGCGUGAUUCGACCGGUCAGCUGCAGCAGAUUCUCGUCUCCGUCCUCAAGGAGAAGCGGGCGCUCGAGAAACAACUUGCGGACGUGCUGAGUCGCCGGACGCUCGACGCCUCUCGUGCGCCUCCGCUCGACGAUGCGCAAUUGAGCUCGCUGCGCCAACUCCUGUCACAGAACCAACAAGCGUCGACUGCAAUGCUCGACCAGCUGAGUCGCAUGGACCAACAAGACGUGCCUAGCUUGAAGCGGCUGCGCCAGUCGCCACUCCAUGGACCUCUGCGCUCGUGGUCACUGAGCUCCCCGUCACCGACCAGUGCAUGCUAGUCUUGGCGCCCACGCACUCAUGUGUUUAUAUAUACCUCUUCUCUGCGUC